This is a messenger RNA of Psylliodes chrysocephalus, 900 nucleotides long. The record is from the annotation of a GenBank genome assembly. Lineage: Eukaryota; Metazoa; Arthropoda; Insecta; Coleoptera; Chrysomelidae.
AUGGCUGAAAAACAAAAAACAUUUACCCUUUUACCUAAAAUACUCAAUGGAAAUAUUGCUGCAUUCAUAGGCAUAUGUUGUGUUUUCCCAUUAGAUCUUGUAAAAACAAGAAUGCAGAAUCAAGUUAUCGGCCCAAGAGGAGAACGAACAUAUUCAAGCAUAUUAGACGCCCUUGUAAAAACGUUUAGAAGAGAAGGAUUUUUUGGAAUGUAUCAAGGUUCAUUAAUAAACGUUAUAUUAAUAAUGCCAGAAAAAGCUAUAAAAUUAGCAGCCAACGAUAUGUUUCGGUUCCGUUUAAAAAAGGCUGAUGGUUCGUUGCCAUUGUCUAGACAAUUGUUGGCUGCCUGUGGUUCUUCUAUUUCUGUAACAGUUUGUACACCAAUGGAACUUAUAAAAAUUCAAAUGCAGGAUCAAGGAAGAUUAGCUUCCGGUAAAGCUACUACAACUCAAGUUAUUAAGCAGAUAGUGAAAAACGAUGGAAUAUUCGGGCUUUAUAGAGGACUUGGUCCAACAAUACUACGAGAUAUUCCCUUUUCAAUGACAUAUUUCACGAUUUUUUUUAAUGUAAGAGAACUUUGUCCGUUACAAGCUGAUGGAGAUGCAAAGCCUUGGUGUUCGUUUGCAGCAGGUUUACUUGCAGGUGGCGUUGCUGGUUUAACCGUUACUCCUUGUGAUGUUAUUAAAACUAGAAUUCAAACAAUUAAAAAAGGGAAAGGAGAAGAAAAAUAUUCCGGCAUAUACGAUGCUUUUAUAAAAAUUAAGAAUAAAGAAGGCUGGAAAGCAUUUUUUAAAGGAGGAGCUUGCAGAAUCAUGGUAAUAGCUCCUUUGUUUGGGAUAACUCAAGUAGUGUAUUAUCUCGGGAUUGCAGAAUAUCUGUUAGGAAUAGAAAAACAUACCUAA